This is a messenger RNA of Ochlerotatus camptorhynchus, 1324 nucleotides long. RefSeq names its product clavesin-2-like. Gene Ontology annotation, molecular function: phosphatidylinositol bisphosphate binding. The transcript is spliced from 3 exons. Lineage: Eukaryota; Metazoa; Arthropoda; Insecta; Diptera; Culicidae. Gene Ontology annotation, cellular component: membrane. Bases 104 to 1090 code for a protein of 328 amino acids. The record is from RefSeq and is a predicted model, not a curated record.
GAUCGGAAGCUCGUUUCAGUUCAAUCACACACAGUUUGAUCGUCGAAGGACCUUACUGUUCCUAGCAAAUAUCAAACGGAGCGCAACAAACUCCAAUCGCAACAUGGACGUUGACAGUGUCGUCUACAGCAACUGUAAGAACCCCUCGAAAUACGAACCGUACCGAUGCAACCUUAGCGAUAAGCUGCGAAAAAUCGCCAAAACAGAACUUCGAGAAAAUGACAGCAUCCGCGAGCAGUCUCUGGCCCAGAUGCGGGAAUGGAUCGCCAAGAAUCCAAACAUCAAAAAAUGUCGCACAGAUCCGCUGUUUCUGCUGCGAUUUCUCCGUACCAAAAAAUACUCCAUCACACAAUCGUGUGAAAUGCUGGAGAAGUACCUCUCCAUCCGGCAGACCUAUCCCAAGUGGUUCCGCAGCUGUGAUAUCGAAGAUCCGGAACUGGAGGCCCUCAUCGACGGGGGAUACAUCCUACCGAUUCCACAGCGGGAUGCAAAUGGACAGCAGCUAAUCCUCUCGAUAGCCGCCAAUCUAGAAUUGAAUCGAGUGAACUCGGCCCUGCUAGCCCGGGCGCACUUCCUGGUGCAAGAAGUCCUGGCUGACGAUGAGGAGGCACAGAUCUGUGGCUAUGUCCAGUGUGUCGACGAGCGUCAGCUAUCGAUGAAGCUGAUGGGCCUGUGGUCCCUGGUCGACAUCAAGAAGGUGGCCGAAAGUAUACAGGAUGGCAUUCCCACCAGAAUCCGGUCGUUCAACUUCGUCGGGCUACCGUCGUCGGCGGUGACGUUACUGGAGUUCUGCAUGUCGUUGCUGAGUGACAAGCUGAAGAAGCGAAUCAAUCUCUUCCGCACCGUGAACGACUUCGCCUCCAAGGUGGACAAGAGUAUCCUCCCGAACGAGUACGGUGGUACUGCCGGUCCCCUGGCCGAUAUGAUUGCCCAGUUCAAGGAACGCUGCCGAGCCAAACGGGCCCAACUGCUCGCCAUGGACGAGAUGCACAUCGAAAUCACCAAAUCUUCCUCCUUCUAUGCUGAUACGUGCCGCGGCGAUUUAGACAGUGGCAUGAUUGGUAGUUUCCGGAAGCUUGAGGUCGAUUAGGCCCAUGGACAUACGCAACGUACACGUGAUGGGGAAGAGGCUGAUGGGGUUUUUCCUAUAAGCAAUUAAUUUCGUUUGUGAACAAUAAAAGUGAUAUUUUUUUCUGUAACCACGCGAUUGUAGAUAUAUUUUGCGAGGCGAUGCACACGAAAUAAUGAUUUUUUGUAUACUAGCAUGGAUUAAGGUGACGCUCUAUGGUAAGGAAACACGUUAGAAGUAAGCAUAAGAAAAUUA